This is a messenger RNA of Protopolystoma xenopodis, 213 nucleotides long. The record is from the annotation of a GenBank genome assembly. NCBI's taxonomy places the organism in Eukaryota, Metazoa, Platyhelminthes, Monogenea, Polystomatidea, Polystomatidae.
AUGACUCAGACCUCCAAUUCUGUGACGGCCUGUAAAAAGGCUUUGUCUCGGCCCAUUCUCGUCGUCUUCGUCGUUGGCGCGACCGGGCCCUAUGCUUUACAAGCAUUUCAUUUCAGCCUUUCGCGCCUUCAUCCCAAAGUUGGCCUUCAUAAUUACAAUAUCGUCUACUUGAUGCACUCGGCUGGUGACUCCCAUGUUGAGGCUGGCAUGUGA